Molecule: messenger RNA, 2113 nt
Organism: Colossoma macropomum (tambaqui)
Lineage: Eukaryota; Metazoa; Chordata; Actinopteri; Characiformes; Serrasalmidae
Product: mapk-regulated corepressor-interacting protein 1-like
Exons: 4
Coding region: 191-463 (90 amino acids)
Source: RefSeq, a predicted model, not a curated record
AAUUAUUGGUUCAAGUAAAACUAGCGGGAAAAUAAAUCAUGUAAUAUGUCCGCUGCCGUCUCCUUUUGAAAGCUUAGAAGGCUUCCUCGCUGACAAAAAUCUGUGGUUCGUGAAGGUUGGCUAAGCUAACGGCUAACCUGCUAGACUGUGUCGUUACAGGAGCGGACAGCUGGGACAAACAGCUCCAAAGAUGGUACAAAACUACAAACAGACAUCCGGCGCCUGCUCGCCAACCAACACAGAAGAGUUACUCACACCAGCACACGAGGAGAACGUGCGCUUCAUUCAUUACACCUGGCAGUGUGUGAUGAGGGAGAUGCAGUCUUUCCAGGGAAGUGAAAACAGCAAUAAAGGACCCCAGAAAUAUGUGGAGAGGACACCGAACCCCAACCUGAGCUCGUUCACACCAGUGGACUUAAACGACGUCAGGCGGCGGAACACGCAGGACUCCAAAAAGUCUUAGUGAAAAAGGCGAGGGAUCCCGUCUGCCUGCACACAUCUCCAGCAAACGCUUUUCAUUUUUAAAUCGACUUUGUACGAGGUUUCUCCUGUCCUUACGCAGACACUGCCGCCUCCUGAGGACCUGCACCCCUUUUACCUGCAUUCACUCUGCUGUAAGGUUAUGCAAGUAACGGAGGCUCUGCAUUCUUCCAGCUAAUUUCUGUGCUCAGAAUGGGACGGCAAUUUGUCAAUGAUGGCAAACAGUCUUCCCAGCCUGGAACAUGCUAACUUGGCUCAUGUGCUUCUGUAUCAUUGGAUCAGUUACAGUAAAAGACUCAAGACGAUCCUGGAUCAGUACACUUCAUCAGGUACUCGUACACCAUGAAGCAGAAAUGCUGAUCUAGGAUUCUGGCCCUGUUUAAGGUGGUUCUAGCCAUAAAAGUGGGUUCUGCAUCAGCUCUUCUGCUCCUAAAUGCUUCAAGCUUUAAAGCCCAUAUGAUAUAUUUCCAUAUAAUUGUAUGUAUUAGAUUGUAAAAUACAUAGUUGCAGUUUAUUAAGUACAAACACUUUAUAUCUAAACUAACUGGCCACUUUAUCGGAAACACCUGCCUUAAAAGUCUAGAGACUAUAGCCCGUCUUAUUGGUGCACAAUUUAUCAGCCCCUCUCUAUGAUUGGAAUCACCAUUGACCAGAUAUUAUUUGAAUAAACAUACCAAGUGCAGCUAUAUGGUAGGUGUUUCUGAUAAAAUGGCCAAGGAAUGUAGCUACAAAGUAGGUGGAGAUGAUAAACUGGCAACUCAAUGCAUAUAUAUGCAUUUAAAUAUGAAUCUUUAUCCUGGAUCAGCACUCUUGCACUGCAGAAAAUGGUAUGUUGUCAAGUAAAAUGAUCUUAAUUCUAGUCAAUGAAUCUAAUAUUUCUCCUGGUGAGAUUCUUGUAAGCUUAUUUCAAGAUUAUUUAACUUGUUCCCAAAUAUAUUAUAAUUGUUUUAAGUGAUUUAUGAACUUUAUCUCACUAUAUUGGCAGAUAAUUUUGCUUAGGUAAUGUAUUUGAAACCAGCAAAAUUAUCUUCUAGUAUAGUGAGAUAGUUUUUCUUGAUAAAAUUACUUAAAACAGGUAAAAAUGUCUAGAAAUGAGCUAGAUAAUCUUAUAAGUGCACAACCAUCUCAACUUGACAACAUUAUUGCAGUGUAGUUUGAGAAUAUCAAGCCCUGGACAUUUUUUCCAGUCCUCCAGAGCCAGCAGAGCAGCGACUCGAGCAUGGAUUCGUCUCUGCUUCUUCCUUUUCUUACCUCAGCUCGGGGCAGCUAAACCUACGCACAAGCCCAGCUGCAGACUGACUACACUUUCAGGCCUUUUCCACUGAGCUCCUUCAGGCUCCUCACACUUCCAGGUUGUAUAGGUUUGAACAGAUCGCAAGCACUUCCCUCCCCGUCAUUAAGAAGCCAUAAUCUCAUCUUCCUUUAACUGUUUUGUCAGUUGCUUAGCUGGGCCCUUCUCUGAUAACUCGAAAGUGUUUUUGUCUGUCGUUUUAAGUUUUAGUAUUUCUCUUGACCCUUGUGUGGUGUUCAGGUCUGUGGGACCCAUUUUCAAUGUUUACCAAAAGAAAAAAUGAUGCGAUUUAUUAUUAUUUCCCCCAUAUUCCUUGGCCUUUGCUCAUUUUCUGUGAAGAAC